AUGCAGAUGAAGAAUUUGAGUGAAGAGAUCAAACAUAUGUUGAGUUCAAUGGGAGAUGGAAGGUCAAGUGUAUCACCUUAUGACACAGCUUGGGUUUCAUUUAUUCAAGAUUAUACUAAUACUACUAAUAUUAAUGGAAUUAUUACAAGUAAGAGGCCACUAUUUCCAUCUUGUCUUCAAUGGAUUGUUGACAAUCAACUUGCUGAUGGUUCAUGGGGAGAAGAGCUUGUAUUUUGCAUAUAUGAUAGGCUCUUGAACACGCUAGCAUGUGUGGUUGCAUUGACCUUAUGGAACACUUGCCUUCCAAAAAGAAACAAAGGAGUGAUGUUUAUCAAAGAGAACUUAAGAAAGCUAGAGACAGGAGAAAUUGAAAACAUGACUUGUGGAUUUGAAUUCGUGUUUCCUGCACUACUUGAGAAAGCUCAACAAUUGGACAUUGACAUUCCAUAUGAUGCACUUGUCUUAAAGGAUAUUUAUGCAAGGAGAGAAGUAAAGUUUACAAGAAUACCUAAAGAUGUCAUCCAUACCAUUCCAACAACAAUGUUGUUUUCAUUAGAAGGAUUAAGGAACUUGGACUGGCCAAGGCUUUUGAAGCUUCAAAUGGAGGAUGGCUCAUUCUUAACAUGUCCUUCAUCUACUGCCAUUGCAUUUAUGGAAACAAAUGAUGAUAAGUGCUUCAAAUUUCUUAAAAAUGUUGUUGAAAAGUGCAAUGGAGGAGUGCCAGGUAGUUACCCAACUGAUAUACAAGCACGUCUUUGGGCAAUUGAUCGAUUACAACGCCUAGGAAUCUCUUAUUAUUUUGUGGAAGAAAUAAAGAGCCUUUUAGAUCAUGUGUUCAGAUAUUGGAACAAGGAGAUUGGAUUUUUUUCAGCAAGGAAUUCAAACCUUUGUGAUGUUGAUAAUACCUGCAUGGCUAUUAGGUUACUGAGGCUACAUGGAUUUGAUGUUAGUCCAGAUGUGCUAAACAAAUUCAAAGAUGGUGAUCAAUUCUUUUGCCUAAGAGGUGAAUUGAACAAGUCACUAACAGCUAUGCUUAAUCUCUAUAGAUGUUCUCAAGCUUUAUUCCCAGGAGAAAAGAUUCUUGAAGAGGCAAAGAAUUUUUCAUACAAUUUCUUGCAACAAUGUCUUGCAAACAAUCAAUCCACAGACAAAUGGGUUAUAGCUAAGGACAUCCCUGGGGAGUGGAAAAAGUGGUUGAGGUCAUUGAUGGAGGAAAAUAUUAUUACAAGCCAAGAAGGAGCAGAGUUGCUAGUGCACACAAUUAAUCUUUCGGCUGGCCAUAUGACAUGUGAUGAGAUACUAUCCAAGCACACCAAUGAAGUAUGUAGUAUGCUUAAUGAUCUCCAAAAGGACCAGGGGACUGGAAGCUCAAAGACCACAGACAUUGAAUUCCCCAUGCAAGCCCUUGUAAAGUUGGUGUUCACUAACAACUCAGGCAGCAGUAAUCAAGACAUUAAUCAAACAUAUUUUGCAGUUGUUAAGACUUUCUAUUACGCUGCACAUGUUAGUGAGGAAGUACUCAAUCAUCACAUAUCCAAAGUGCUUUUUCAGCAAGCCUAG
Molecule: messenger RNA, 1560 nt
Organism: Capsicum annuum
Lineage: Eukaryota; Viridiplantae; Streptophyta; Magnoliopsida; Solanales; Solanaceae
Product: copal-8-ol diphosphate hydratase, chloroplastic-like
Exons: 8
Coding region: 1-1560 (519 amino acids)
Biological process (GO): gibberellin biosynthetic process
Cellular component (GO): chloroplast
Molecular function (GO): magnesium ion binding; terpene synthase activity
Source: RefSeq, a predicted model, not a curated record